GCUGUAUAUAGGCGACGGCGGCGGCGCCCGGGACUCGGCAGUCCGCGGCAGCAGCGGGGCCGGAGCAGGCGGGCGAGGGCGAGGAAGAGGAAGAGGACGAGCUGGGAACAUGCCUCUGUCACAGAGCAACCUCCGGCAGACCCCCUGCAGCAGGAAGAGCUGCAGAAACCUCUUUGGCCCAGUGGAUCAUGAGCAGCUCCAGAGCGACUUUCAGGACUCGAUGAGGAAAAACCUGGAAGAAGCCCAGCUCAAGUGGAAUUUUGACUUUGAAACUGAAACGCCGCUGGAAGGUGCCUUCAAGUGGGAGAGGGUCCCAUUUCCAGACAUGUCUUCUGAGUACCUCUGCAGCCACUCCAAAGUCCCUGGAGAGAACAGUCGAAGCACUUCCACCCUCAAGAUUCCCACAAAAGAUCUCCUUAAUCGGCCCUUCUCGGGUGAAACCAUACAACAGGUCUCUGAGGCCAAUCGGGCCAGCUCUCCAAGGCGCCUGAAACGCAGACAGACCACCAUUAAAGAUUUCUACAGUUUAAAGCGGAAGAUCUCGUCCAGCAAGCCAAAUCCUUGAUCUCAGAAUAAACGCUACUGUCUGUGCCUUUGUCUUGGGCACCAUCACUGAGAUCUGUUUUCCCCAACUAACCUUUAAUGGAGCCAUGUUGCCCUCUGAAAUGCCUCCUGUGAAAGAACAUGGAGGAGUUGCCUGUUGGGUAGGACAGAAUCUGUGGGGACUUUCCUGAAGCUGCCCAUGGGCCUUGGCUACCAUCCUCUCUCUGUACUGUAUAAGCUUCUUCCUUGAUCUGUGUGUUUAAGUGGUAUAGUGUUUAUAGUGCCCUAUUUAUGAUUUAGUCCUGGGUACCUAGUGACCCACCCAUGUGCAAUGUGUAUUGUAAAGCAUUAUUUAAACUAGACUUGGAUUAUGCUUGGGUAAGUUCUUGGGACUGUGGAAAAGAGGGGAUGACAGAGGCUGAAAAGUAGGCCCCGGAGGCUCGUGUGAUGGUAAUAAGGAGUGCAGCAAUGGGUACAAGAGACAGACAAAAGUACUCCCACCUAGGAUGUGGGUCUCAAACUCCUGGAACCAUCUAUCUUCCCUCUCCUCCUGGCCACUUCCUUGAGCCCAGGAUGCAAAAAGAAGGUAGAGAGGGAUCUUCAUCUUUAGGUAGCUGUACCUCACUUAAAAGGAGCAACGGGGUGUCCAGCAUCCAGGUUCUAGCUCAUGGGAUCAACUUUGGAGCCAUUUAUUUGUGUCUCCUCACUAAGCCUCACCGCUACUGAGCAGCUUCACAUGCAUUGAAUUUGCACUGGAAGGAGAGAGCCAUGCAUGCACUGUCUGCCUUGGUGUCAGUGUAUCAGUCCAGUGGAGGUUACUGCUCUUCCUUUUUUCUUUCUAAAGGAAUAGUCUGUUGAGGAAGAAGGAGAUGCCAUGGGCUAUGUAGCAAGCACCCCUGCUGCACUGACUUACAAAUCUGAAUCAGUUUGGGGUGGAGCCUCAUGGGGAAGAGUCUCCUAGCAUCUACCCUGUAACUCAGGUCGGGUGCUGUUCCUCUUUCAGGCUACUUCCACACAGAACUGAACUUACCAAGAGAAUUAUCAUGUAGCUCUAAAGUGUGUCUUGUUUCUGUAUUAGUGGCAAGUGUUUUGUGAGUUGUGCAGGAAGCCUGGACAGGGGUGGAGGAGUCCACUUGGCAGGCAGCACCAGGAAUGCUGGUCCAUCUUGCAUUUAACAGGCUAAUGUACUGCUCUGGUCUUUCCACGCUUGUAUGAGAUCAGAAUGUGCCCUGAAGGUUGCUUUUCAUAAUCUCCCCCCCAUGCUAAUGCUACAUCUAACUGGCUUCUAGCACAGGCUGACCCAGAACAUGCUCGAUAGAGGAUAUAGUUUCCCAGUAGCUAGGCUGGACUUCCAUAAUAGAAGCAGAGCAACUCCUCCUGUGGGAGGCAGGGUGAUGUUGUGGCUUGCUGUACCACAACCACUUGGCUUCUGCUGGUCUAACUAGAACUGGAAAAAAAAAUCCAGUUUAUGCUACUGGAUCUCUUCAGGUGUUGGGCAGGACCAUCUGUGCAUGAAGGAGGAGCAUAUGCUCUUGUUAGAGAUUGGUCUGAAGCCUUAUCAGAAAUCCUGAGACACUUUAUCUCAUCCUACUGAUCUUGGACUGCUGAACAUAGGCAGAACAAGCCUCUGCCAUGGAUGGACUCAGUCUUGUCCCCUUCUCAUCUUAAUGCACUUUGGUGUCAGAGAAAUGCUGGCAAACUCUUAGCACUAAUAGGAUCUUAUUUACAAAUAAACUGGAGAAUCAACUAGAAAAGAUAGUUUAAAAUAUAACUUAUGAAUAAAAACAUCUUUGUGUAUAACUGAAA
Messenger RNA from Alligator mississippiensis (American alligator), 2349 nucleotides. It is a transcript of the gene CDKN1A, whose product is annotated as cyclin dependent kinase inhibitor 1A. Gene Ontology annotation, molecular function: cyclin-dependent protein serine/threonine kinase inhibitor activity. The coding region runs from base 110 to 565 and encodes 151 amino acids. Gene Ontology annotation, cellular component: nucleus. Gene Ontology annotation, biological process: regulation of mitotic cell cycle; signal transduction by p53 class mediator. NCBI's taxonomy places the organism in Eukaryota, Metazoa, Chordata, Crocodylia, Alligatoridae. The record is from RefSeq and is a predicted model, not a curated record. The transcript has 3 exons.